AUGCGAUCUACCGCUCUCAGUCUUCUAGCUCUGGUCCCAUGCUUGGCUGAAGCAAAAAGCACAACCCAUUACAGCACUGAAACCGUCUUCAUACCACCACGCAAGACAGGAAGUGCCACAAACAUUUACGCUUCUCUCAUCACAGAAGAUGCAUCCAAGACAGAAUAUCUCCUCGCCUGUCAGACAAACUUCGGCAGUUCAUAUACAUGCGAUGGUGAAUUCACUGGCGUUACGGUGACUUAUGAGAAGUCAAGGAUGGACGUUGCCUUUGAUGUGACCUCUUAUGGCUGCGGAUUAGGCAAAGAUAAAGCUGUUUGCGCUCUUCAGAUUGAGACAGCUAAGGCCGAGACAACAACUCUUGCUUCGUCAGAGAGUUCGCUGUGGAUGACGGCCAUCACAGUCGUUGAUGUCAAGAAGAGAAAGACUACGUCUACAAAGUCACAUCUGCCUAAGGAAACGGGAACGAGUAACAGGCUUUGCAAACGCAAGGUUCAUCAUGGCAGUGGAGAUUCAGAUUCCUCCAGUGGUGGUAGUAGUGGCAGCAGUGGAGGCGAUAAAAGUGGUGAUAGUGACGCUCCUGAUGAUACCAGCAGCGAUGGGGCAAGCAGUAGCAGCAAACCCAAGAAGAACGACGAUGAUGAUUGCUCUGCUGGUUCUGUCGCCUCUUGGAGCUGGAGCGUCGUGGCUUUGGGUUUUGGUGGUUACUUGGGUUUGAACUUGGCCUAG
Molecule: messenger RNA, 726 nt
Organism: Fusarium sp. VM40
Lineage: Eukaryota; Fungi; Ascomycota; Sordariomycetes; Hypocreales; Nectriaceae
Source: the annotation of a GenBank genome assembly